CCUUCACCGCUCCUAUUUAAACCAUGCAUUACCACCAUGAACCUCCGCACCUUCACCUUCAUCCAUCAGCUUGCAUGGCUCUUCUCAUCCCACUCCUUGUCUUCCUCGUCCUCCACUCUGCCAAUGCGCAGCCCUCCCCGGGCUAUCCCCUCAGUUCCAAGAUCAGGUCAUCCAGGUUCUACCAGGGAUACAGGAACCUCUGGGGUCCUCAGCACCAAUCAGUCUCCCGGGAUCAAUCCUCUGUCACAGUCUGGCUUGACAGGAGCUCAGGGAGUGGAUUCAAGUCGAUUCGGCCGUACCGGAAUGGCUACUUCGGUACUUCCAUCAAGCUCCAGAGUGACUACACCGCCGGCGUGAAUACAGCCUUCUAUCUCUCCAACAACGAAGCUCACCCGGGGUUCCACGACGAGGUGGACAUCGAGUUCCUGGGCACGACGCCCGGGAAGCCGUACACGCUGCAGACCAACGUGUACGUCAGGGGAAGCGGCGACGGCCGGGUCAUCGGCAGGGAGAUGAGGUUCCACCUCUGGUUCGACCCCACUGCCGCCUUCCACCACUACGCCAUCCUCUGGAACCCCGACGAGAUCAUAUUCUUCGUGGACGAUGUGCCGAUAAGGAGGUACGCGAGGAAGAUCGAGGCGACGUUCCCGGAUCGGCCGAUGUGGGUGUACGGCUCCAUUUGGGACGCAUCAUCCUGGGCGACAGAGAACGGCAAGUACAAGGCGGAUUACAGGUUCCAACCCUUCGUUGCGAGGUUCACCGACUUCAAGAUAACAGGGUGCUCGGCCAAUGCGCCGUCGUCCUGCCGCCCGGUGCCGGCGUCGCCGUCAGGCUACGGGCUCAGCGCCCGGCAGUACGCGGCGAUGCAGUGGGCGCAGAGGAACCACAUGGUCUACGACUACUGCCAUGACUACAGCAGGGAUCAUUCCCUCACUCCGGAGUGCUGAGGGGUAUCGAUUACUUGUUCCAGUUUGCCUUGGUGUCUCGAUGGUUUCUUCCUCGAAGGAGGAAGAGCUGCCCUGCUACUUGCAUCUGUAUGUAAGUGGUUGAGGCGUGUGUGGUCUUUUUGGCUUGUUUACAUGAUUAAGGGUGUAUGCGCGCGCGCGCGCAUGCGCUGGGGUAUUUUGUUGGUCUUUGGGUAACUGUAAUACUACUGCUUUUGGAUUGAAGAGGUCUGCAAAUGGCAAUACGAAGGUGGCCAAGCACAAUUGUACCUUCAUUCCUCUUUUGUUUCUCCCUGGUUCUUCCUAGUUCAUAUCGUA
Musa acuminata subsp. malaccensis (wild Malaysian banana) is the source of this 1262-nucleotide messenger RNA. Its product is annotated as probable xyloglucan endotransglucosylase/hydrolase protein 32. Gene Ontology annotation, cellular component: cell wall; apoplast. The record is from RefSeq and is a predicted model, not a curated record. Lineage: Eukaryota; Viridiplantae; Streptophyta; Magnoliopsida; Zingiberales; Musaceae. Gene Ontology annotation, molecular function: xyloglucan:xyloglucosyl transferase activity; hydrolase activity, hydrolyzing O-glycosyl compounds. Gene Ontology annotation, biological process: xyloglucan metabolic process; cell wall biogenesis.